AUGAACAGAUAUAAUUAGUAUUCAUAAUAAGCUUGCGGCGGUUUUAGCUAAAAUACACUCAUGGGUAAUUGGAUGGAAGAGAGACUUGCUCCUAAAUAACCAUUCAGAGAUAUAACAUUAAAAAAGUUAAGAGAAACUGAUAAUGCUAUUAGCACUUAUGUUGACAAUGGUACUUUGUUACCUCUAAGAAGAUUGGAAAGAAACUCUGCCUGGCAAACUAAAGAGAAUAUUCCUAAUGAUAACUAUAAAGAAUUUAGAACCACAAACUAAACAUUUUUUGAUAAAAAACUGUUGAAUAAUUAUUUUGAAAAUGGAGAUUGUAGAAAUAUUACAAAGACAAUUCAAGAAAAGAAAGAUAUGCCUGAAAUUAACACAAUCACUAUGAUGACUCAUAAAAGUAAUAGCUACCACUUAGUAGGAAGACAUAACAUCAAGUAGCUUGAAAAAGAAAGAACUGCAAAGCAAAAUAUAGGAGAUUUUGGAUCUACUUUACGUAAACAUGAUGAAAUGCAUAGUAGAUUUUUGGAUAUGACAAGCUACUAAUAAUCUUUUUCUAGACCCUUAAAGUAAACACCUAAUGACAUGUAAUCGAAGUAAUAAAAAGAAUAAAAUUAACCAGCUGGCUUAAGUAUUUAGGCUAGCAAACCUCCUGAUUAAUAAAGAAAGAGAUUGCUCUCAUUAUAAACUGGAGAAAAAUUUUAAGAAGAGUAAGACCCUAAAUAUAACACUACUUAUUAAAGAUCUUGGGUUCCAAUUAAAAACACAGGUUUACAAGAGGCCAAAUAAAAUUUACAAAGAGACAGGACUAAAAAUUUCUCAGUUGGAAUUUCUUCAACAGUUGGGUUAGAAACUUACUUAAAAAAUGUUUCUUAAAGAUAAUCUGUAGAUAAUGCAACAAGUUUGCCAAUAGGAGAUGGAGAGUUUAGUUAAAAUGCUAAGAGAUAAAAUACUCCAGGAGAAUUUAGAAGAAUAAGAUCAGAUAUUACUAGGGUGAUGAAUACAUCUUUAUCAAAAAGAUGA
Molecule: messenger RNA, 1020 nt
Organism: Tetrahymena thermophila SB210
Lineage: Eukaryota; Ciliophora; Oligohymenophorea; Hymenostomatida; Tetrahymenidae
Exons: 7
Source: RefSeq, a predicted model, not a curated record